AUGAAAAUAAAUAUUGAAUUUCUAAAAUUAAUCAUUUUAGGAGCAAAUUAUAACGAGGACGAAAAAGUAGCACCAAAUAAUACAUUAACAACAUCACCAUCAUCAUUUAGUAGUGUAUGUCAAUCUAAUGAUACUCAACCACAAGAGUCCCCAUUAUAUAAUCACCAAACAAAUAUAACAGCUACGGGUGGUGGUAUACCUGUUGUAUUGACAUCAAAGGUUGUACCAGUAUCGUCAUAUUCAUCAUCACCCAAUUCAUCAAUCUUGGCAUCAUGUUCACCAAUUACAUUUUCACCACUAUCAUCAUCACAUUUAAAUAGUAACCCGAUAGCUGAAUUUAAUUUAAAUGAUGAAUUUAAUAGUAGUACCAAUAGUAUAAAAGAAAUUAAAGAGAUCAAAGAUACUCACAGUGCUAAUAAUAAUAAUAACAAUAAUAACAUCAAAGAUACUCACAGUACUAAUAAUAACAAUAAUAACAUCAACAAUACCAAUAAUAUUAAUAAUACAAAUAAUAACAAUACAUUAAAUAUUAGUCAUAGUAAUAAUAGUAAUAUUACAUCACCAACAAACUUUUUAUCACCACGUAGUGGUGUUACCUCACCAUUAACAUCAUCAAAUAACAGUAAUAGUGGAAAGGAGCCAAAAGAACAUGGUCAUAGUAUUUUAAGAACAGCUUCAUCAUUAUUAUUAAAUAGAACAAGUAGUAGUAGUAGUUUAAAAAAUAAACAUCAACAUCAACAACAACAACAGCAACAGCAGCAGCAACAACAACAGCAACAGCCACAGCCACAACUCAAUGGCUCAUCCGAUAGUAGUUCCAGUAAUAAAUUAAAUACAUCUUCUUCAUCAGCAAUUGUAAAUUCAACAAAUAACACCAAUUCUAAUAAUAACAGUAGCAAUAAUGGUUUAAAUAGUGGCAGUAAUAAUAUUAAUAAUAAUAACAAUAGUGCUACUAAUAAUAAUAUGAACAAUAGUAAUAAUAACAAUAAUACACCAAAUAAUAAUAUAAAAUCACCAAAAACAAAGAAAAGAACCUUAUUUGAAAAAUUAUAUACAGAAUCAGGAUUUAGUUCGUCAAAACAAUGGUAUGAAAAUAACACAGCUUCAACCGACUAUAUUAUAAGAGAAGCACAGUUUGUUGUACUACUACGUUAUUUAACAGAUUUAACAAAUUAUCAAAUUUUAAAUCUUUUCGAUUCAUUAGACAAGGAUGAUAUGGGUUUCAUAGGUUUUGAAGAGUUCUUUCUUUUAAUAGCAUUCUUUUCAUCUAGAGAGUGUGGGCAAACUACAAAGUUUCUUUAUCAGCAUUGCAAAGUGAUGUUUGAAAUUAUAGCUGGUGGUGGUAAAAUUAUUUAUACAACUAGUAAUCAAAACAACAGAAGUAGCAGAAUUUCAAGUGCCAGUGGUUUGGAAAGUUAUGAAGAUGAAACAUUUAUAAAUUUUGACAAGUUUUGCAAGUUUGGAAAUAUGAUUGGUAUACCGAAUGAUCAAAUUCUAUCAUAUCUAGAAAGAUUCAAUACAGUAAUUUUUGAUAAAAUUUCAUUCGAUAUGUUUUCUUUGUUUUAUUUUGUAAUUCUGGAUGAAUGGGAUAGAUCAUCCUAUCCUUUCUUAAAGAAUCUAUAUAAUGAUUUAGAUUAUAACGAACCAUUCAUUGUAGAAAGUAAAAUAUCAAAUAAAAGUAAAACUCCAAAAUCAUCAACAACAACCACUACCACAACCACAACCACUACCACCACUACAACCACUACUACAACCACAAAUAAUAAUAAUAAUAAUAUGAAUAAUAAUAAUAAUAAUAUGAAUAAUAAUAAUAAUAAUAAUAAUAAUAUGAAUAUGAAUAUGAAUAGUAAUAGUUUAAAUAAUAGUAAUAGUAAUAUGAAUAAUAUUAAUAGUAUGAAUAAUUAUAACAAUAAUUUUGUAAAUAAUUAUAGUACUAAUGCCAACUAUUAUAAUACAAAUACAAUUAAUAUUAAUAAUAUAAAUUUCAAUAAUAAUAAUAAUAUGAAUGGUAAUAAUUUUAAUAAUAUUAAUAAUAUCUUAAAUUCAAUAAAUAAUUAUAAUCAAUUAAAUAACCAAUUUAAUAUCAAUUUUAAUAAUUUUAAUAGUGUAUCACCUAAAGAUUUUAGGAUGCAUCAGCUACAAAUUCAACAACUUCAACAACAAAUUCAACAGCUUCAGCAACAGACCACUGAUGUAUCUUUAAUGAUAAAUGGCUUGAAUACUCCCACAUUACCAACACCAUCAUCCUCAACAACAACAUCCUCCUCAACCUCUACCCAAUCUCAACAACCACAACAAAAACCACAACCAUAUUCACCUAGAUCACCAACAUUAGUACUAUCACCCCCGUCAUCUUCAGCAUCACCAAUUACAACACCAACUUUAACUAGUCCUAUAAUUCAACAUCCCUCACAAUAUGAAAUUCUCGAUAGGGAUAAAUGGAUUGAUUCCUUUACAAAUACAUUCAAAUUAGAAUAUUCAAUAAUUCAAUAUUUGAAAGAAUCACUCAAUCACGAAGGUCUUUUUAGUAUUGACCAAUGCAGAAAUGUUCAUAAGGAUGAUUGGAAAGCUAUUAUUAAAAAAGAAAAAGCUAGAAGAUUGUUUUUAAAAGCUUUGGAAGAAUGCCCUGUAGCGCCACCAAAUUUACAAUUACAACCAAUGCUACCAGCAACCAUCUCAACAAAUGAUGAUAAUAAUACCAAUAUAAAUGGUGAUAUAAACAACAGAAAUUUCAAUGGAGUUAAUCACCAAAACAGUUCAAACAACUCACCUAAAAAACAAGCUGGUUUAACUGAUAAAAUUAAAAAGAAAUUUAAUAAAGGAUAA
This is a messenger RNA of Dictyostelium purpureum, 2826 nucleotides long. RefSeq lists its product as uncharacterized. The record is from RefSeq and is a predicted model, not a curated record. The transcript has a single exon. Gene Ontology annotation, molecular function: calcium ion sensor activity. The coding region runs from base 1 to 2826 and encodes 941 amino acids. Gene Ontology annotation, cellular component: cytoplasm. Lineage: Eukaryota; Evosea; Eumycetozoa; Dictyosteliales; Dictyosteliaceae.